This is a messenger RNA of Hipposideros armiger (great roundleaf bat), 4496 nucleotides long. It is a transcript of the gene MIER1, whose product is annotated as MIER1 transcriptional regulator. The record is from RefSeq and is a predicted model, not a curated record. Gene Ontology annotation, cellular component: nucleoplasm. Gene Ontology annotation, biological process: negative regulation of transcription by RNA polymerase II. The coding region runs from base 269 to 1909 and encodes 546 amino acids. Lineage: Eukaryota; Metazoa; Chordata; Mammalia; Chiroptera; Hipposideridae. The transcript has 16 exons. Gene Ontology annotation, molecular function: transcription corepressor activity; histone deacetylase binding.
GCCCCCGCCCCUUUCUCCUGUCGGCCCCUAAUCGUGGUCGGGGUGGGGCCAAGCUGACCUCCCCCCUGUGGCUCCGCCUCUUUUCUCCUGUUAUCUCUGGGUUCUGGUGCCAGCCCGGAGGGAGGCUCCUGCUCGCAUUGCAGUCCUGUGAUGGUGUGGUGGCUCGAUUCUCCCAGUGCCUGGCUGAGUUUCGGACGUGGUUAAGAACCAACUGGUUGAGGUUCAAUGCAGACAAGACGGAUGUGAUGCUGUAGAAAAUGUGCAUCAGAUGUUUAUGUUUAAUUGGUUUACAGACUGUCUGUGGACUCUUUUCCUGUCAAAUUACCAGCCAUCUGUUGAGUCUUCAAGUCCAGGAGGUUCAGCAACAUCAGAUGACCAUGAAUUUGAUCCAUCAGCUGACAUGCUGGUUCAUGAUUUUGAUGAUGAACGAACAUUAGAAGAAGAAGAAAUGAUGGAAGGAGAAACAAACUUCAGUUCUGAAAUAGAGGAUCUUGCAAGGGAAGGCGACAUGCCAAUUCAUGAACUUCUCAGCCUUUAUGGUUAUGAUAGUACUAUUCGACUGCCUGAAGAAGAUGAGGAUGAGGAGGAAGAGGAAGAAGAAGGUGACGAUGAUGAAGAUGCUGAUAAUGAUGAUAACAGCGGCUGUAGUGGGGAAAAUAAAGAAGAGAAUAUAAAGGAUUCAUCAGGUCAAGAGGAUGAAACUCAGUCUUCCAAUGAUGAUCCAUCACAAUCUGUGGCUUCUCAAGAUGCCCAGGAAAUAAUUCGCCCACGUCGAUGUAAAUAUUUUGACACAAAUAGCGAAAUAGAAGAAGAAUCUGAAGAAGAUGAAGAUUAUAUUCCAUCAGAAGACUGGAAGAAGAACAAAUUAGCAGGUGAAAACAAGUGUUCUGAACUCAAUAUGGAAAACGAGGAGAUUAUGGUGGGCUCCAUGUUUCAAGCAGAAAUUCCAGUUGGCAUUUGUAGAUACAAAGAAAAUGAGAAAGUAUAUGAAAAUGACGAUCAGCUCCUGUGGGAUCCUGAGUACUUACCGGAAGAUAAAGUGAUUGUGUUUCUUAAGGAUGCAUCCAGAAGAACAGGUGAUGAGAAAGGUGUAGAAGCAAUUCCUGAAGGAUCUCAUAUAAAAGACAAUGAACAGGCAUUAUAUGAAUUGGUUAAAUGCAAUUUUGACACAGAAGAAGCAUUGAGAAGAUUAAGAUUUAAUGUAAAAGCAGCUAGAGAGGAAUUAUCUGUUUGGACAGAGGAAGAGUGUAGAAAUUUUGAACAAGGGCUGAAGGCCUAUGGAAAGGAUUUUCAUUUGAUUCAGGCUAAUAAAGUUCGAACAAGGUCAGUUGGUGAAUGUGUAGCAUUCUAUUAUAUGUGGAAAAAAUCUGAACGUUAUGAUUUCUUUGCUCAGCAAACACGAUUUGGAAAAAAGAAAUAUAAUCUUCAUCCUGGUGUAACGGAUUACAUGGAUCGUCUUCUAGAUGAAAGUGAAAGUGCUGCUUCUAGUCGAGCACCAUCCCCUCCCCCGACUGCUUCAAACAGUAGUAACAGCCAGUCUGAAAAAGAAGAUGGCACUAUAAGUAACAGUAAUCAAAAUGGGGUAUCGUCUAAUGGACCAGGUGAAAUAUUAAAUAAAGAAGAAGUAAAAGUUGAAGGGUUACACAUUAAUGGACCAACAGGUGGAAAUAAGAAACCACUUCAUGCAGAUAUGGAUAGUAAUGGUUAUGAAACAGAUAACCUUACCACUGAUUCAAAACUUGCCCAUAUGACAGUAAAAAAUGAAAGUGAUUUUGAUGAAAAAAGUGAGAGACCUGCCAAAAGGCGAAGGGUAAACAGCAAUGGAAAAGAAAGUCCAGGUUCUUCUGAAUUUUUCCAAGAAGCAAUCUCACAUGGAAAAUUUGAAGAACUUGAAAACACAGAUGACUGAAUUUUAGACAUGUUUUACUUUCUUUGGAAUAAAUUCUAGUGUGACUAAAAUUUUCAGGAUUGAUGGGUUACCUUAAAAAGUUGAUUUCCUUGAAGCAGUUGGUGAAAAUUUGAAUUGAGCCCUAACUUUAGUAAGAUUUCAUAACGCUGCUUUUAUAGACUUUACAUUUUAAAACUCGAAAGACCCUUGUAAGGAUAUAACAAAUGAUUUAGUAAAUUUGAAUCAACUAAAGAUAAUCUGUACCUUCUCAUUUGAUGUAUUGAUCCUAAAAGUUCACUACAAGGUACUUUUUACUUUAUUUGAUGGCAGAGAAGAAAACACCAAGUUCAAAUUUCUGCUUAUCGUUAUUAAGGAAACCCCUAUGAAUCCUGAAAGUUAUGCUAGCAUGAUUUUUUUAUAUAUAGAAAUUUAAAAAUAAACCAAGUCAGGUUUGUGUAUGUAAAAUUGUUGACAUCAAUGAUGUCUUUCCAUAUUCUUAUCUGGGCUUAAGAAAUACAUUCUGUAUUUUUCCAGAUUCUUUGUAGCCUUUGAAAGAUUUUUACAGUACAUAUGUCUUGACUGAGCUGUCCUUUCUUAUUACAAAAGCUUGUAUAAUUUUCUUAACUUGUACAGUUGGUAAACUUUUAUGAGAGGAAUUGAUAUUCUGAGUCUGUCAGCUUUCAUUUUAUUUUGCUAAGGUUUUUCUAUUGAAUUUUUAAGUGUUUGUGUAGUAACUAAGUCAUGUUUCUUAUCCAGGUGGUAAAAGCAUUCAUAAAGGAUUGUGAAGAUUUGUUUUUUAAAUUUCUACUUAAGGACAAAUAGUUUGCGAAUUCAGAAAUUAAGCAUGAUACUUAGAUUGCAUAGUUUGUUUUGCAUUGCUAUAAUUUUCAAAAUUAUUUUUGAAGCAAGACAAAAGUUUAAUGUUGGCUUAAGUGCUUAAAUGUAUCAUGCUGACCAGAAUCCUGUUCAGUUAUUUUUAUAUGCAUUUUGAAAUUUCCCAUUUUUGCAUUAAAUAAACUGGGGAAAAGGUCAAGUGAUAUUUAGAUAAUUGGCACAACAAGGAGUUGGCAGGCAACAAUAUUGAUUUUAUGAGGAAAAAGUGAUGAAGUUAGAAAAGUUUUUAGACUUUUCCAGUUACAAUCCAGUUUUCCAGAUUUCAUAGCGUUAUUUCCAAAAUGAAAAUAAGAUAUGCAGUAACCUUUGCUCUGUGUGAUUACAAAUAGUAUCAUCCAUUUGCAUAGCCUUGCAAGAGUGCCAUUUUAUUUUUAGUGCAAAAUUCUUGUUAAAAAAAUGUAGUUUUAUACAUACAGCUGAUAGACCAACUUAUAUCCAAACUUUUAUAAAAGAUUAUUAACUAUUCUUGUUUUUAUCACACAGGCAUACCCCAAAUGCUUCUACCAGUUCAUUUUCAGCCAUCAGUUCAAGAGCCGAUGCCUUUUUAAAAUAAAUCUUCUGUGGUCUUGUUUUUAAAUGGCUCAACUGUCUAAUGCAAUUGAGUAGAGGUUUGCACUGAGAUGUUAUGGUUUAGGCCUUACCCCCAUGAAGUAUUACUAUUAACAUAGUUUUAGACUGCUUCCCUCCACCAAUGUGAACAACUUUUCCCCCAAACAGUGUUAAAAGCCACUUUACAACACUUGACUUCAUAUAAUAUAUUUUCACUGUUAUUACAUACAUAUCCAAGUAAAUCAGAGUUUUGGGUGGAAGUGUUGAGAAGCAUGAAUUUUUUUGUUGUUUUGUUUUGUUUUGUUUUACCUAGAACAUUAAUUUAUCCAGAAUGGCAGCUUUAACAGAUGGUCACAAUCCAUUUUCUAAAUCAUAUUUUAUUAAACGAAUCCAAAGUAUCCUAGCUUUUAUCAAAGAUGGUCUAUAGAAAUAUUUCAAAUGAAUAGUGAUGCUGUACUUUUUAAGUUGUUGCAAUAUUAGAGACACCAUUUUCACCUUUUAUAAAAUAUGCAUUUUGUUUGGCAGGUUUGUGAAGUUCUUGUAAACUAAUAUUACAGGAACAUUUUCAGUAAAUUCUCAGGCAUGUUUGCAAAUACGGCACAUGUUAGGAAGUCUUUUCUUAAUCUUAUCUUUUUGAAGUAUGCCUAACAAAAAACAUUCCACUAUUAUAAUACAUUAUGCUCAGCUUUUCAUAAAGAAAUAUUUAAUUGUAUUUUGUGUUUAUACAGGUAUGUCACACAAUACUUUGUUUGCUCUUUGCUCUUCAUAAUGCAGCCAUUAUAACUUGAUAAGUUAUUGCACUAAAAUUUUAGUAAUAUCAUGAAUUUAAUUUGCUUAAUAUUUAGUACAUUUCAUAACUCUUGAACUCUUGACAAAUUGCAUUGGGAAAAGAAGCCUUUGUUAAUAGUUACUUAGUCUCCCUCACCCACAGCAAAGCACUAUCAUUUUCAUUUGGAAUGGUAUUGUUUUAUGAUGUUUUCAAAUAGAGUUCAGAAUCUGCAACUCAGUUCAACACAAAUCUGUUGAGCUUUAAAAUGUAUUUCAAAUAAUAUUUAAAUAGGCAUUUAAAAUUAUGCAUAGUAAUUUUGCACUGUAAAAUAAUUCCCUUCUCCCAUUCCCUGUCUGCCAUUCUGAAUAUGCUUAUUAAAAUAUUUUUUUAAACAUA